AUGAUUAAAACUUACUAAUUACAGAAAAUUAAAUCGUAAUUAAGUUAUUCCAGAAAUUUCCAUGAAGCAUCAUCGUUAGGCUCUCUAUACACUCAGCUUUGUUUUCUUUGCUCAGUACAUACAAAACCUCCAAAAACCCAUUUCCAUGUUUGCUCUCUCCUCCUCCUCCUCACCACUCCUCUCCGGUGACCUAAAAUCGCCGGAAUAAACGGUUAUCGAUCCUCAUCUACCUAGUUUUCACGUCGUUUUCACAAUCUCACUUUGAUCGGCCGCCCAUAACCAGCUCACCAGCUUUCCGGAGGAUUUGUUUAUGUUGCAACCAAAGAGUAACCGUGGAGAAGAGCACCCUGACUUCAAGUGGGGCGAUAAGAAAGCGGUGGGACGGACGGAUAAAAGCGUUAGCUUUUACGAAUCCUUUACCUUUGAGGACAUCGAGUACCGUCUCUUCGACUGUGCUUAUUUCCAGAUCCAUGGUCAGUGCGAGACCUCAAUCGGGAAGCUUAUCAGGAUGUAUGAGACUUCAUCAGGCGAGAAGAAAGUCAAGGUCCUUUGGUUUUUCCGACCUAUGGACAUCCGCAGCUACUUGAGAGAUUACGUGCCGCAGUGGGAUGAGUUGUUUCUCGCGUGUGGUGAUGACCCUGGGGUUUACAAUAUCAACGAUGUGGAUACGAUCUUGGGGAAAUGCAGUGUUGUAUGCUUAUCAGAUGACCGAAGGAACCCAUUACCAACAAGAAGGGAGUUGAGGAUUGCUCGAUAUGUCUUCUCCCGCACCUUCGAUACAAAACGGAAGAUUAUAUCAGAGGACUUUGCAGAUGCAAUAGCUGGAAUUAGAGUGGAGAAGUUCUUCAACCAGAGAAUAGAUAAGGACCCUCUAAAACGCCCAUACUCAAGCGCAGAUCCGGUGAAAUCUUUUCGUUCAGAGUCGCGGUUGGAGAAAAACUACGACAGAGAUGGAAAGCUGACGUGUAGAACAAGCCCAGUAAAGAAAGAAGUGUGGGCUGAUCGUGUACAUGUGAAGAAAUACCCUCCAAUCAAUACUGAUAUUACGUCAAGGGGUCUGAAAACCAAAACCACACCGUUAGGGAGUCCACUUGGCUCAGGUUCAUCGGGUGAUCACAAACCUUCUAAAAGGAGGAAGCUUGUACUCAAUACUCCAGAUUCAGAUUGUUGCCCUGGACCAGGAGAGAAGAAAGUCACCAAAAAUCCGCCUCUUGUAGAUAAAGCUCCAAGUCAGACAAGUGUAAGUGCUGAUAUUACGGCAAGAGGUCUGCAUACCAAAACCACACCAUUGGGGCGGAGUCCACUUGGCUCAGUUUCAUCAAGUGAUCACAAACCUUCUAAAAGGAGGAAUCUUGUACUCAAUACUCCAGAUUCAGAUUAUUGCCCUGAACCAGGCGAGAAGAAACUCACCAAAAAUCCGCCUAUUGUAGACAAAGCUCCAAGUCAGACAAUUGGUAGAAGCAGCUGGUACAAGAGACUAAAUUUUGAGGAGGAACUAAAAAGAGCUAUUGAAACAGAAAGGUUGGUCUUGUUUGAAAACCUGGAACCAUCAUACACAUCGAUGGAGGUGGAGAAUCUUUGUAGGCAAGCUCUCAAGGAACGAGUUGAUGCAAAGAUGAUCCCAGCAAGUCUUGUUUCUAAUCCACAUAUUGGGAGAGCUCUCGUGAUAUUUUACACCAAAAAGGCAGCUGAUAAUGCUAUAUCCCGGUUAACCAGAGAGUGCCUGAUGUUAGAUGACCAGAGGCCUCUAGUGGGUAGCAGAGAUUUCCCAAAGGAAGUCGGAGAAUGUGGAAGCUUUACUGGACAUCAGAGGCUGGUGGAUAGGGCUCUGAUGUCGAUUUCUAAAGUAAGAGAAAGGCCGUUUCUACAGCACACUGCACGCAGCCAAACCACAUUGUACACGAGCUGGCGGUGGAAUGGAAAGCCCUGCAUGCAAAGUCAGAAGGGAAAUGGAAGUGGUUACUAGAGGAACAAGCGAAGGAAAUUAACAUUAUCUUCAAAAGAAAAAACCCUAAAAACGUCAGAGGAUAGGAGUAAGAUGCAAGUCCAUUGUCUCAGCAGCAUAAAGAGAUCACAUGUUCGAAUUUGGGUUAUUAAGGUUUUUGGAACCUAAGUUAAUGCCCCUUCUGUGUCUUUAGGUGGCAUUAACUUAAUACUCUCACCCGCUCUGAUGCUGAUCGGAAUUAGGACAUAGGGGGUACAUAAACGAUUUGGCAGCUUUUGACGUCGUUGAAACUAUAUUGUCAAAAGUAAAACACUACCUGAGCAUAUCCAUCGACCUUUGCAAAUAGUUGGUUAAUGAGUCAAGUCCCCUACGAAAUUGUUUUCUUCUUUUUUUCUGGCUGUUUUAGUAUGAACACACCCAAAAACGUUGAUCAGAAACACCCAAAACAAUCAAACGAGGGAAACAAACACGUUAAGUUUAAACAGUAAAAUUU
Messenger RNA from Brassica oleracea var. oleracea, 2438 nucleotides. RefSeq lists its product as uncharacterized. The record is from RefSeq and is a predicted model, not a curated record. NCBI's taxonomy places the organism in Eukaryota, Viridiplantae, Streptophyta, Magnoliopsida, Brassicales, Brassicaceae. The transcript has 12 exons. Bases 311 to 1966 code for a protein of 551 amino acids. Gene Ontology annotation, molecular function: RNA binding; chromatin binding.